This is a messenger RNA of Dicrocoelium dendriticum, 711 nucleotides long. NCBI's taxonomy places the organism in Eukaryota, Metazoa, Platyhelminthes, Trematoda, Plagiorchiida, Dicrocoeliidae. The record is from the annotation of a GenBank genome assembly.
CAUUGCAGAUCAUCAGGUCCAUCGCGAUCUACUCCGCGUGACGGUUAUAGAAUAGUUUGUAAUCCCCGACCCGGACGAAGUCUAUGUCAGAGUACGAAUCGGUGGUCGCUGGAGCCCUGCGACUGCGCAGCGAUCAAGGGUUAAAAAGGAAAAAACGGAAGCACAAGAAAAGUGUUAAUCAUGUGAACACUGAACAUGAAGCCGUGGUUGAUGGUGAAGACGGGCAAGAUACUGUCGUUACUCACACUGUGAAUUCUUCACAAGGCCAUCUGACAAAGGCACAAAGAGAGUGGGAAAAGAAGAAAGACAAGAGGACUCUAGAAAAUGUUUUGUGCAAAGCCGAAAAAUCACACAAACAGCGUAUCAUUGAAUUCAACAACCACCUGGAAACUUUGACCGAGCAUUUUGACAUACAGAAAGUGUCCUGGACAAAAUAAUUUGUUGUUUUCCACUCUUGUUAUUCCAGUAUAUCUACCAUCAAAGUUUACUUACGAUACUCGAUUUACAAGGCAAUAGUUGGUGCAUGUGGGUUGUACUUGUACUCCUUCUGGUGAUUGUGUCUAGUUUCGACCACAUUUUAGAAAGUCCGAUACUUCUUUUGUUGACGUUCCGUGAGACAAUCGGUCCUGCUCAAGCUUUUUUUCGGAGCUUUUGUAUGUAAUCUGUCAGAAUAAUAUUGAUAAGCAAGUUUGACUUUCAGCUUUCUUGUGA